CGGAUGUGACGUUCAGUGUCGCCCAACGUGCCGCUAGUGGGCUGUGCAGGUCACCCUCUUCCACGGUGCCCGCGAUCCCGGGGUGACUCUGCCGGGAGGAGGGCGCCAUGGGGGCGCCGCCGCCCGCGCCCCGCAGCCGCCUUUGCGGAGCCUGGGGUCCUUUCCCCCGAGUCUUCGCUGCCGGUGCCGUGGCUGUGGAGUCCCCAGGCUUUGUGGAGGAUCGGGAGCAACGUUCAGGUGUCUCAGACCCCGGUUCCCCGGAAUCCGGAUGGGACCGCCUUCGGCAGCUGUUUGCCAAAGAUGAACAACAGAGAUUCCCAAAGGAAAUUGACUAUAUCUGCAGGGCAGCAGUUUCAGCAGGCAUCAUUGGCUGGGCAUAUGGAGGCAUACCUGCUUUUAUUUAUGCUAAAAAACGCUACAUUGAGCAGAGCCAAGCGGAGAUUUACCAUAACCGAUUUGAUGCUGUGCAAAGUGCACACCGUGCUGCCACGAGGGGCUUCAUCCGGUAUGGCUGGCGCUGGAGUUGGAGAACUGCAGUUUUCGUGACCAUAUUUAACACAGUGAACACUGGACUAACUGUGUAUCGAAAUAAAGAUGCCUUGAGCCAUUUUGCCAUUGCAGGAGCUGUCACAGGAGGUCUUUUCAGAAUAAACUUAGGUGUUCGAGGCCUGGUGGCCGGUAGUAUAAUUGGAGCGUUGUUGGGCGCGCCCAUGGGAAGCUUGCUGAUGGCCCUGGAGAAGUACUCUGGUGAGACGGUUCAGGAGAGGAGGCAGAAGGACAGGAAGGCCUUGCAUGAGCAGAGGCUGGAAGAGUGGAGAAGCAGUCUGCAAGUCACUGAGCUCCUCCCUGUGGAAAUCGAAAGUGGCUUGGAGAAGAUUCAACCUGAGGAAAACGCUCAGAGAAUUGAGGAGCUGCUAAGCCUCCCUAGGAACCCUUCAUCUCCAGAUAAACAAAGCAAGGACUGAGGACCAGGGGCUGUGUCUGGGAAUGCCAGUGCUGGGCUACUCCUUGCCAGCCCGCUGACAGAUGUGAGGGCUGGAAGCUGUGGUAGCGGUCACUUGUCUGCCGUCUUUUUCUUACACCCAGCUCUCAGCAGGGCGCUACUGACCUGUAGUUCCAGAUGCUUAGGGGGCUGAGGAAGGAAGACAGUGCGAUGCUAGCCGAGCUAUCUAAUGAGAAUCUAGUUUUAAAAUGUGCAUCCACAAACAACAGAACCAAAAGCAACCCAAAUAUUCUUAUUUAUUCCGAUCAUUGAGCCAUCUAAAUACUUAACAUUUCUCUAUCCUGCUAGAUUUUGUACAAGUAAAAUUCUUCCCAAAAGAUUAAAAUUGUGUUGUCUGGAUCUCCUAUUCAUGCCUCAGUCUUUUAAGAAUAUUCUCUUGGUCCUGUCUCAAAAAACCAAAAAAAAAAAAAAAAAAUGUUCUCUUGGAGUAGCUGAAGGGACUAGAUAGAGGAGAAUGGCUGUGAGAUCCUCUCCCUUAGGCCAUCAGACAGUGUGAGCCUCUGUGUGUUUAGUUGAUAGGAUUUUUUAAAAUAAGAAUAAGAGGUGAUUCCGCGCCAUUUGUGGUUUAACAAACUGGAAGCAGAUAGGUAUCAGUAAAGAAGCGGUCCAGCUUAGUCCCCUCCUCCACACUGCUAACAAAGCACCUGUGCUGCAGGGCACAGGAGACGCUUAGAUGAGACAUGCUGUUCCCACAGUAAGGAGCUGUGAGAAGCCUGAGAGAAGCCUUCCUAUAGAUUUCAGCUAUGGAUAGAAUGGGAGGAAGUUUAAGACCAAGUCACAGGCAGCACUUUUCUGGCCUUUGGGUGUGUUUUUUCAGUUUUAUUAACAAUGCAGUUAAUGGUCUGAAAACAUUAACUGGAAGAUCCCAGGACUAAGCGGUUGCUUGGUUUUAAAUUUUGUGCAUUUCUAGAUCGGAUGAUGAAACCUUGCCUCUUGAGAUAGAACGAAUCCCUUCUUCUGGCAUUUCCCAUUCUCUGUCCGUCUGUCAGUUAGCCUUGGUUAUCAGGUUGAGUGUGUGGAAUGACAGUGCCUGUGUUCAAGUAAUGUCAUUUAAUAAUGACUCCAAAGUGCAUGAGGAGUGCCACUAACAGUUGACACACAUCAAGACAAGCUGUGCAGUGCACCCUUUAAGCAGAAAGGUGAGCAUUACCACCAUGUUGAGGAUCCUGUAUCGUAUAGAGCCUCAGGUAUCCACUGAGGUCCUGGACUGCAUCCUACCGAUCAGAUGGAGGGCAAGAAACCACUAGCAUUUUAAUUUGGAGUUGAACUUACUCUUGGUAAGU
Molecule: messenger RNA, 2286 nt
Organism: Mus pahari (shrew mouse)
Lineage: Eukaryota; Metazoa; Chordata; Mammalia; Rodentia; Muridae
Gene: Timmdc1
Product: translocase of inner mitochondrial membrane domain containing 1
Exons: 7
Coding region: 108-965 (285 amino acids)
Cellular component (GO): mitochondrion
Source: RefSeq, a predicted model, not a curated record